Messenger RNA from Myotis daubentonii (Daubenton's bat), 1502 nucleotides. RefSeq names its product lysine rich coiled-coil 1 (gene KRCC1). NCBI's taxonomy places the organism in Eukaryota, Metazoa, Chordata, Mammalia, Chiroptera, Vespertilionidae. The record is from RefSeq and is a predicted model, not a curated record.
GCCAGUCAUCCGCCGCUGGUGGCGGCGACUUCCCCUCCGGAACCCCGGUCUCCGCCUCCUCCUCCUCCUACCCGCCUGCUCGGCGGCGGAGGCGGCGGUGGCGGCAGCGGCGGUCCCGGCCUCUCCGCCACCUCCACCUCGGCCUGUCUCCCGGCCGGCGGCGUUGGCGGGGAGGGGGACGGUAGUAGUAGACGCCCGCCCCUGCCUCACAAGAAGGGAGUGGCAUUGAGGUCCUUGAGCAAGACAAGCCUGGAGUGUAGGAGACACACAUGCAUCUGCGAGGGCCAGAGGAGGGGUUCGCAACUGAAAGCCCGUUUUACUCCCCAGUUGUUGCACAGUCUCACUGUUUGGGGGAAGUUUAUGCUAGAAAACUGAAGGCAAUUAAUGGGUGAAUAUGGUCAGAUUUCUCCACCAAGUUCUCAGCCUGAUAAGGAAAAUCCCUUGUUGUCAACCUAAUGAAGCAUUCAAAGAAGACAUAUGACUCUUUUCAAGAUGAACUUGAAGAUUAUAUCCAAGUGCAGAGAGCCAGAGGCUUAGAACCAAAGACUUGUUUCAGACAGAUGAGAGAGGACUAUUUGGAAACCUGUAGGGUCAAAGAAGAGGUUCAUUUCAGACCCAGGUACAGAAGGUUUGAUCAAAGACUCCCAACUGAAACCAUCCAGACCCACCCAAGGUCAUGCAGUGUUUCACAAACAGUGGAAAACCAGUUACCUCAGUGGCUACCAGCUCAUGACAGCAUGAGAUACUGUCAAUUCACCAGGGACUGUUUCUCAGAAAAACCAGCACCCCUAAACCUUAGUCAUCAAGAGUAUAAUUAUAGCUCAUACAGUGUAGAAUCUAGAGUUUACAGGCACCUCUCAGAAAACAGUACCAGUGCCCAUAAAGCCGGCCAUGAACGGACACACCAAAAGAGAAAACGGCACCCAGAAGGAGGCAGAGAAAAAUCGGAGGAGCAGCAGCCCGAGCAUAAGAGGAAAAAAGGUUGUGAGGAAACAGAUUUAGACAAACACAAGAGCUUCCAGAAAAGCAACACAGAGGUAGAAACAGUCAGGACCAGCACAGAAAAGCUUAAGAAUCAAAGGGAGAGAAAAAGACGAGAUGUAGCCUCUAAGAAAGAGGAUCGUAAGCGUAGAAAAGAGAAAAAGGAACAAGGCACAGAAAGGACAGAAGAGGAAAUGCUUUGGGACCAAUCUAUCCUUGGAUUUUGAAGCUCUUGAGUUAACCUGCAGUUAAACUGAAAAAUCAUUGAGGAGCUUGGUUUUAUGAUGUUCAUGUUCAUAGCACUUUUCUCAUGGAAACAGGUACUUUCAAUUCUAACAAAGGCCAAGUGAACAGAAAGUAUUUAGGCCUUGCCGGGUAGCUUGGUUGGUUGGCGUGUGGUCCCAAUAAGCCAAGCUUUCAGCUUCAAUCCCUGGUCAGGGCACAUACAAGAAGCAACCAAUGAAUGCACAAAUAAGUGAAACAACAAACUGAUGUUUCUCUCAUUCUCUCUCUCUCAAAUA